Molecule: messenger RNA, 1342 nt
Organism: Ixodes scapularis (black-legged tick)
Lineage: Eukaryota; Metazoa; Arthropoda; Arachnida; Ixodida; Ixodidae
Exons: 8
Coding region: 334-1176 (280 amino acids)
Biological process (GO): sodium ion transmembrane transport
Cellular component (GO): membrane
Source: RefSeq, a predicted model, not a curated record
UGCAAGGAAGAACAAGGUAACGGGAGUGCCACAACGGUGCCGAACCGAGGCAACAACCCCAGGUCGUCUCCUGUUGGCAUCCUCCCCCUUUCGAAUGCGCCGGCCACCGUAGGCAACCUUUCUGCGUUGUGCAUCGACGCGAGCCGAUCGUCUUCGGAGGCCUACCUUACAGACUAUGUAUGGGAGCUGAGCGAUGGCGCCAGUAGCAUAGGUUCAUUCAAGAAAGAACUCUUUGGUUUCCUGACGAUUCUAUGGCUGGCACUUUUCCUGCUCUGUUCCCGACCACAAACAUAUGUGCGCGAGGUGCACAAGCUGGUCAGCCUUUUUGCAGUAAUGGCAUUCCUGCCUUUUUUAUUUGAGUGCAGCUUUAACCACCUGUCUCUGCAAGCCCUGAGCUAUUCCUUCCUGCCGGAUAUUAAGAAGCUCGCAGAGAAGCAAGUAUGGAUGGAUGCUGCGGAACACACCUUGCUAUCGCUCGGCACUUGCUGCGGCAUUGUUAUCUUGGUGGGAUCGCGUUGCAAGUACGGGACGUCGAUGGAAAGAUUUAUAAUUUCGACCGUCGUUGUGGACAUCUUUGUGUGCCAGAUAAUAUCCGUGCUGACCUACAGCUGGAUUUACAAGUCAAAACUCAACCACAAGCAAAUCAGUUCGGCGGUUCCGCUAUUUUUUCAUCAGCUGGUCACAUUACCGGAGUUGGUCCUAACGUGCACGUACCCGAUGUAUUGCAGCAUUUCGGUCUUCACGGCGCUCUUCGCGGCUGGAAUAAGCGCUCACGUGUUCCUGGUACAUACGUGCGCGGUCGAGGUGUGCCGUAUCUUCAAUUUUGUGGACGAUAAUGCUACCAGGAAGGCUCUUCUUGGAGUCUGUGGCGUGGCCUAUUGCGUCAGCGCCCUCUUCUGCACUCAGAACGUGCGAGACCUAACCCCGCAGAGUUUGUGGAAAGCAAUAGCGCCCGAUCCCGGUUGGGGCCCACUGGAUGCCGAGCUGGGCUUUGACUACAACGACCGGCUGCGGACCCUGCUCGCCACGAUGGCGGGGAAGGACCAGGACGUGCCUGCCAGCCUCGCUCCGCAGCGCGUUGUUGCCAGGACCAGGAGAACAACCGGGACUUCGGGACACGUCCUACCUUCGGCAACUGGUGUCAGCAACGUGGCUGACAGUUGGGUGUCUCAUUGAAGGCCGGUUCGUGUAUCUUAGUUUGAGUGCGACUGAGGGCGUUGCUCUCGCUUGAGACUCCGGGUGACGCGAGCCUGUUAAAAUUUGAGUUCUCGCACUUAUAACGCGAGGUUUUGAUUUAAGUCUGAAUGAAAUUCAACUUCUUUGCGCAUGCGUAAAAAUUAAA